GAUUGGGAUGAGCGGUACUCAGUGGAGAGGUGUGAGUUUCCACACUUGCAUGCGGUUCACUUGGUGAUCAAGGGGAUCCUGCAGGACGGAGUUAGUAGUAGUAGUGUGCUCGAUGGCUUUGGGAAGAGUAUUUCGGAGUUUUUGAGGGCGAGGGUUGUUGAGCUUCCGGGGGAUUUGGUCGAG
This is a messenger RNA of Ilyonectria robusta, 183 nucleotides long. RefSeq lists its product as uncharacterized. Lineage: Eukaryota; Fungi; Ascomycota; Sordariomycetes; Hypocreales; Nectriaceae. The annotation marks the transcript as partial. The record is from RefSeq and is a predicted model, not a curated record. The transcript has a single exon.